Molecule: messenger RNA, 3094 nt
Organism: Seriola dumerili (greater amberjack)
Lineage: Eukaryota; Metazoa; Chordata; Actinopteri; Carangiformes; Carangidae
Gene: gdpd2
Product: glycerophosphodiester phosphodiesterase domain containing 2
Exons: 16
Coding region: 423-2024 (533 amino acids)
Biological process (GO): lipid metabolic process
Cellular component (GO): membrane
Molecular function (GO): glycerophosphodiester phosphodiesterase activity
Source: RefSeq, a predicted model, not a curated record
GGUCCACAGGUUCAAUUCCCCACCGGCUCUAGGUCCUACAUCUACCUGAGCUGGACUCGUUGGAUCCUCCCUCUGUCUGCUUGAGCUACACCGCCCCUAAUCCCGCACCCAUUCACGUAGGUUUAUUUUUCUCUUUCAGGUCACGGACGGCUCAGUAAGUGAAAAGGAUGCAAGAGACGGAGAGUUGAGGCAGACAGUGCAAAGCGGUUCUCCCAAGAAGCGUGUGUCAGCGUGAGUACGCGUGAACUGCGGACGAAGGAUUUAGGGACAUUUAUGGUUAAGGGAGGUGAAUGAAAUCGGGCCUCUCCUCAGUAUCCAGAGAAAGCUGGGCUCCCCCCAUCGUUCUUCAGGCUGCGUGUAUCAGGUGUCCAGAUUGCACAGAACAGGAUCUGCACUUUCUACACUGUGAAUGAGGGGAAGUGAUGUCUCAAGAAAAUAACUGUUGCAGAGUUUGCAGCAGGGGCUUGUAUAGCUGCCGCUGGAGGGGCUCCAGUAAAAGUGAGAGAAAACAAACAUGCUGCUGGUUCUCAGUCGUCACUCUGGUCUCCCUGCUUUCUCUCUGCUGGCUGUACAUUUGUCUGGUUACUUUUAACGACCGAGAGGAUGUGAACUGGCAGGGAUUCACAAAACUGAAACGAUGGGUGAACUGGUUCAUGGUGGUGAUCAUCGUCUCUGCAGUGUUAACCAGCUACUGCAUCCUGCUAUUGCUUUUUGCACUGCUCCAAGUUGCCUUAGGAGAACAACUCGACUUACACUGGCUGCACAAGAUCUUCCUGUUUUUCGGUGUGACGUUCAUUGCUUUCGGGGUCACAGGAAUUAGCCUCCAGUGGCCACAAGAAUGGCCAACUGUUCCUCUUUCACUCCAGGCCACAGCGCCUUUCCUGCAGUUUGGCAUCGUUGGAGCCUUGACGCUGCUGAGUCCGUUUGUCUUCCAGGGCUUCCACACCGCCAAAAAUGUGUCUAAGGUCCUUAUCGCUGUGGCCUUUGUAGCGGUUUCAGCAGCCAUCUUCCUGUGUCCCCUGUUCAUCCAGUCCCCUUGUCUGAUAGAGUUGAAUGAAUUACCGGAAAAACCAAAGCUCUUUGGCCACAGAGGCGCACCGAUGCUGGCUCCAGAGAACACCAUGAUGUCAUUCAACAGGAGCAUCGCGUGCGGCGUGAAAGCCUUUGAGACGGAUGUACAGCUCAGUAAAGACAGAGUUCCCUUCUUGAUGCACGACAAUGUGUCUGAGUUUUUGUCGAGAACGACAAAUGUUAAAGAAAAGUUUCCCGACAAACGCUUCACCUACAGCGCCAACCUCACCUGGGAGGAGUUACAGAGUCUGAAUGCAGGUGAAUGGUUCCUAAAGACAGAUCCUUUCCGUUCAGUGUCCCAGCUCUCAGAGGAGGAGAAGAAAACGGCUAGAAAUCAGACUAUACCCUCCUUACUUCAGCUCCUCAACCUCGCCAAGCAGCACAACAUCUCAGUCAUAUUUGACCUAUAUAGUCCCGACCAGGAAAGUGACACAAACGACACAGUCAGCACCAUCUUGCGUUCUGGCAUUGACCCAAGUCUGAUCCUCUGGCUUCCUCCAGCAGAAAGAGAAAGUGUAAACUUGACUGCUCCAGGUUUCAUCCAGGUCUAUAACAAUGAGGAGGAAAUGAUUAAGAAAGGAGGAGACCACCUGAAUGUGAAAUACAACAAGAUGAGUACAGAAAAAAUCAGAAACCUACGCAGUAAGAAUAUUACAGUUAACCUGUGGGUGGUUAAUGAGCGUUGGCUGUUUUCUCUGCUGUGGUGUGCAGGGGCCAGCUCUGUUACCACCAACUCCUGCCACCUGCUAAAAGACAUGGACAGCCCUGACUGGAUCAUGGGACAAAAUAAAUACAUAUUAAUAUGGAUUGCAGUGGACGUUUUAUCUUUUCUUAUAAUGGCCGCGCUCUACAUCUUUCAGAGUUUGUGUCACAAAGGAGGAACAGAGAGGCAAAGAAACAAUACUUCAGCCUGGAACGAGAAAGAACUGUCUCCCUUCUUACCCACUGGGUAGGUUGACUGAGUCCAGCUGCAGAUGUUUCAGCCCCAAAACGACAUACAUCCUUGUUUGCACUACAAGAAUGCUUUGGACUUGAACCAGGAAGAAAGCAAGUCAAUGUGAAUUUCCAUGCACUGUAUUGCAAAGCCAUGAAAGUUGUUUUUUUAACAGAAAUUUGAAGAUGUGAAUCAAAUUUUGGCAAUAUACCACUAAAUGGCUGUUUUAGUGUUUUGUUUCCGUUUAAGUCUGCUAACUGGGUUUAUCGUUCACAGGGUUUUGGUCUUUGUUCUGUUGCUACUGAAAAUAUGAAGCUUUUCUCUGAUUGUAUCAUUGCAAUCUGCAAUGUAGAUCUUUGUUGUCACUGUUUUUUUUCUGUUGUUGCUGUUUCGAUUUGUUUCAGAACUCUUUUAUGACGUCACUGCUGCAGGAAAGAUGUGCCUUGUAUAUUUAACCCUCUACUGUAUGAACUACCGGUACAUUUUGUUUGUUUGUUUUGUUUGGGAAGAUCGGAGACCCAGGCUUACUCCAUAUCAUUCAGGUCUACGUAAGUUGAUUAUUGGCAAUUAUGUUAGGAUGUAUGUUAUGUUAUGAAAUUUUAACUACUAAAAUGCAAUAUCAACUAUGUGGGACUCUCUUCCCUCAAUCUUGGAACCCUGGUCUAGAGGAGGGAUCCUGUGUUAAAUUCUCCUUUUAGGACCUACAUUGUUUGAGUGUUUACUGUGCUCCUUUGUUUUAAAGUUGUGUUUUAUUAAAGUGCUUCCAUUUUUCUAUAUUUCUACGUAAUUACCACACAGAAAACUAGGACAGAAAGUACUGUAAUUAGUCUUAUUUUUAUUAUCAGUGGGUCUGACAAUUAUUUUCUUUAGUAAUCGAUUUGAUUGUUUUAUGCAGUGGUUCUCUAAGUGGGGUCUGGUGACCCCCAGAUGUCCCCCCAGGGGGCUACUGGGGGUUCUCAACAAAAAGGAGAAUCAUUUAUUUCACUAUAGCCUAUAUUUCCAUCCAUAUAACACAAUGAUGGAAUGUAUGAAUUUGGUCAUGGGUUUCAAGCACUUUCUGUAAUAAAACAUCUAAAAGCAAAAAUCUUA